Messenger RNA from Dipodomys ordii (Ord's kangaroo rat), 510 nucleotides. Its product is annotated as myotubularin-related protein 13-like. The record is from RefSeq and is a predicted model, not a curated record. The annotation marks the transcript as partial. The transcript has 3 exons. NCBI's taxonomy places the organism in Eukaryota, Metazoa, Chordata, Mammalia, Rodentia, Heteromyidae.
GACAGGCUUCCUGAUAACCAGUAUCAUGAAAAGACAGCAAUGGACCUGGCAGCUGAGCAGCUACGCCUUUGGCCUACUCUGAGCAAGUCAACUCAACAAGAGCUGGUGCAACAUGAGGAAAGCACUGUUUUCAGCCAGGCCAUCCAUUUUGCAAACCUCAUGGUCAACCUGCUAGUUCCACUAGAUACAAGUAAAAACAAGCUCCUGAGAGCAUCUGCACCAGGAGACUGGGAAAGUGGGAGCAACAGCAUUGUCACAAACAGUAUUGCAGGAAGUGUAGCUGAGAGCUAUGAUACAGAGAGUGGGUUUGAAGACUCAGAGAACAAUGACAUUGCCAACUCUGUUGUGCGGUUUAUUACCCGAUUUAUUGACAAGGUUUGCACAGAGAGUGGAGUUACUCAGGAUCACAUCAAGAGCCUUCAUUGCAUGAUACCAGGAAUUGUAGCUAUGCAUAUUGAAACUCUAGAAGCAGUACAUCGAGAGAGUAGACGACUUCCACCUAUACAGAAG